AGCUAGAGGCUGCAUGAGAACAUUUUUAUACAGUAACACUAAAGGAGUAGAAGCCAUUGAAAGAAGACCACUUAAAUUAAUUAGCGGUUGUCAUGGCUACCGGGUCAAAUACAUUACAAAUAAAAAUGGAGGACGUUACAAUUGAUGCAACAAAAAAGCUAAAUAUACCAGUCAAGUACCCAAACUACGCCGAGAAGCACCACAUAUUUGAUCUCUUCCAACACAUGCUUCAGGAGCUUUUAUUGCACAGACCAAAUGACCCAAUAUCUUUCCUUCAGGAUCUUCUAAGGCGUCCCACAGACGUCCCUGGUAUAGUUAUAUACGGUCCUCCAGCAUCUGGUCAGAACACACUGUCCAAACUCAUCGCAAGGAAGCUAAGACUCGUUCAUAUAAAGCCGACCAUUUUAUUGGAAGAAAAUGAAAAUGGAGGCAGUGACAAACAGGAACUAAUUGAGGAUGCCUUACCUGAUAAGCUAGCGUCACUAAUCUACGAACGCCUUCAAAGAGCAGACAGUAAAGCUAAAGGCUGGAUCAUGGAGGGUUACCCACGGACAAGAGAACAAGCUUUGGCUCUUCAGGGUCGUGGUAUUUUAGUCAAGCACUUUGUGCUCCUUGAAGGACCUGACCCUGUACUAAUAGAGAGGUAUGCUGGUAAAAGGGUUGACUCAGUCACAGGAGAUGUCUACCAUGUUAUAUUCAGUCCUCCUGAUGAUCCUCGUGUUGCUGAACGACUCGUUGAAGAGAAGGGCGGAGUCCAGUUCCACAUGCAUUCUAAACUAGAAGCGUAUCACCGUCAUUCUGAACAAAUGUUAAAGUGUUAUGCUGACGUUACUAAGAGAUUCUGCUGCGAUCAACCAAUACAAGACCUGCUAGUAGCAGUUAGUUUGUUCCUUGACACGAGAGAGAGGACCAUGUCCCCCCACAUCCCUCGUGUUGUGUUGCUAGGACCCACAGGAUCAGGGAAGAGUCUUCAAGCCGCUCAACUAGCCGAGAAAUACAGAAUAGUCAACGUUGAUUGUAGUCACUUAUUAAAGCAAGUCUUAGCAUCAGGGUCCACCCUAGGACAACAAAUGAAACCAUUUCAUGACAAGCACAUGCCAAGUACGUCCAGCAACAAUAAUAAUGCCAUGAAUGUGUUUAGUAUUGAUGAUUUAGCCUCUACUGUUGCAUGUACAGUACGUGACUUGAAAAAACAAAUUACACCCACAUAGUGACAGAUUGACCUACAAUGUUGCAGGCUGUGUUCCUGACCACAUGACCAUUAGAAUCACUAUACUCUAUGAUACUACACAAGGAGACUAUACUGUACAUGUACAUG
This is a messenger RNA of Amphimedon queenslandica, 1318 nucleotides long. Its product is annotated as adenylate kinase 8-like. Bases 93 to 1211 code for a protein of 372 amino acids. NCBI's taxonomy places the organism in Eukaryota, Metazoa, Porifera, Demospongiae, Haplosclerida, Niphatidae. Gene Ontology annotation, biological process: nucleobase-containing compound metabolic process. The transcript is spliced from 11 exons. Gene Ontology annotation, molecular function: ATP binding; AMP kinase activity. The record is from RefSeq and is a predicted model, not a curated record.